AAUCUAGUUGGUUCGUAUGCGCUGACAAAUUCAAAUUUGACGAAGUACAAAAUGUUGUGCAUACCCAAGAAAUUUCUAUAUAAGUUUCCUUUGAAGACAGGAGCAUUAGUAUUUGGAAUUAUUACAUUAUGCCUCCUGAUAAUCUGCGCCGUCACCAUGAUCAUCCAAAUCGUCUUCAUCAAGGACUGCCCCACCUAUGAGUCAUGCCAUCCCUUCGCUAUGCUCAACUGCUACGCUUAUAGCAUCACUGGCUUUAUUUACAUGCUCGUCAUGAUUGCUAUGAACUUAUGGUUCUUUCACGGCAUUAAAAAGAAGAAGCCAUCAGUGGUGCUAAGCUGGCUCAUAGUAUAUUCAAUGUGGCUGGUCCUAGCCUUCGUCAUACUGAUUAUCUUAAUAUGUCUGCAUGUGUCAGAAGUUAACAAAUUUGUCAACGCAAUUUGUGCUUUAGUGUUUGGACUCAUUGCUAUUGCUAUACUGGUGUACGGCGUAUUGGUGAUAGUUGGAUUCUGGAUGGAAUUGAAAACGACAAAACAUCGGCUAUCAACGACUGCAUAAAACGGGUUAAGGCUAGACCAUACCGGAUACAUAUGCGGCACGUCUUCGGCGCUGGCUGCGUAGUAUAGUCAGCAUAAAAAGUAACGUAUCAGAGACGGGUUAAAAGUAUCUACCAUACCAUUACCAAUAGUAUUAUACCAUUUUCUGAUAACCAGGGACCGUAUAACUUUUUUUUUUAAAUUACUUACAUUAUUUCUGUAUGUUUACAUGGAGUUUUUUUAUGACAGAAAUUGAAAUAACUAACCUACUACGAAUGUCACGAAGAAAAUAAAUACUUUUUACGUAAAAUACACUGUUAAAAAUAAAAUAUUAAUAUUUAACUUACUAUUUUAUAUUUAAUUUAGUGACGUAAGAUAUUGAUUAUUUCAACUAUCAAUAUCAGAAGUAUUAAUAUCAAUAUCUAAAUAGAUUGACAAAUGAUUAAUUAGGUAUUACGAAAAUACUACUGUAACACUAUGCAGCAAGCCAUGCAUGGAGGCAGAAGAGACAGCCGCCCACGUCAUUCUCGAAUGCCCAGGGGUGACAGACUAGCGGGCACAACACCUCGGUUCGUCGGGAUCUCUCUAUCCUCUACAGAGUCGUACUCACUCAGACUCUGGCAUACAACUCAACCGAUCCAACACGAAUCUGUCCUACUCAGAAAUUGGCCUCAAAAGAAAGUGACCUCCAUAUCAUAAGUCGCAUGUCGAUAUUGUUUUAUUCAGAAACACACAUAUGGCGAAUCUGACCUCCACAGAGUCGGGCCCACUCAGAUUCCGGCCCAAAACCAAACUGUCUCAAUACGAAUCUGCCCCGGCCCGCCCAAAGGCUAAUAGAAACCAAUACUUGUUAUUUAUAUUUUACGUAACAAAAGGUGUACAAUUUCAACGACUAAAUCUUAUCAAUUUUACAUUUUUGCUCUAAAAUCGAUACUGGGCUCUUAAUAAAGAAAUUCUCGAAAA
Molecule: messenger RNA, 1496 nt
Organism: Cydia pomonella (codling moth)
Lineage: Eukaryota; Metazoa; Arthropoda; Insecta; Lepidoptera; Tortricidae
Exons: 4
Coding region: 52-555 (167 amino acids)
Source: RefSeq, a predicted model, not a curated record